GAGUGAGCUGCAGUUAUACAAAGCCGGCAGUGCAGGAGAGAAUAGAGUAUUCCAGAAGAUUCUGCCUCAGCUGAAGCAGCGUCACGUGACCACAAUACGAGGACGUUACUCAACCUGACCCAUUUCCUUUCUGAAAGCGCUCAAGGCUCUCUGCUGAAUUGAGAACGUCUGAGAAAACAAGGAAGAAAAGGAGCAGUGAAGAGGGUGUUUUUGAAGCAUUUGUUUCCUGAAGCAGGCGUCAUUUGUGUCCUCACGCUGGGGAAGGCAAAACGGACACGUCUCAACCCCUCCUGCCCUUUACAUUCUUUAACCUCUCAAGUCCUCCGGAGGAUCCGUCAACGGGCUUCAGUCAUGCACCUGAAAACAAUGAAGUGCAACCCUUUCUGCCUUAUCGCUUCCUUAGAGGAUCCGGACAUGUUUAACAGUCCUGUGGAGAUGGCUGGCUUUGAGGAUCUUUUCCGUGCCUUUGACCGAAAUGUCACUUUCCAGUUCUUCAAGAGUUUCCGUCGGGUGAGGAUUAAUUUCACCAAUGCUUUGGCCGCUGCAGAGGCAAGAGCAAAACUCCACAAAAGUGACUUCAAUGGCAGAGAGUUACGACUCUAUUUUGCACAGUCUGUCCACAUUGGCAGUCCACACCUGGAACCUCCUAAACCAGAUAAACAGUUCCUCCUCUCCCCUCCGCCAUCACCUCCUGUGGGUUGGGAGCAGGCAAAAGACGCCACGCCUGUCAUUAACUAUGACCUCCUGUGUGCCAUCGCUAGACUAGGGCCAGGUGAAAAAUACGAACUCCAACCAGGAACGCCCACCACUCCAAGCGUGGUUGUUCACGUUUGUGACAAUGAUCAAGAAAGCUCAGGAAAUGAGGAGGAUAUGGACGGAGGCGUACGUCAACGUCCGAAAAUCAUUCAGACUCGACGUCCGGAGUACACUUCCUCAGUCACACAGUGAGCCUAGGGAGACUCUCAUUGUGCCAUAAUCUUUGCUUUUACUGUCACAGGACCCUCUGGGGGGGUGGACAUCUGUGGUGGCAUGCAGUUGGUUUUUCAGACCACUUGAGGGCGCCUUAAGACAGAACCUCAGCCCUGUGAAGAGAGAGAGACAUCACGUAUAUGUCCACCAUCUCACAGGGCAAGAGGCUUCACUUGCAUGCAUUUGAUGGUAGAGCGACUCAUUUUUCAGCAGGCCGGGGAUUUUCAAGAGUGCUUUCAUUGGUAACUGUGGCCAUGGAGAACACAGAGUCUCCUAUUGUGUAGUGUUUUUGUAUUUUUGGGAAGCAUGUUGAAUCCCAGUCAGUGGGUGUGCUGAUACGAGUUUAUCUUUUAUUUUAGGUUAGCUUGAAAAUUUUCAGGCUGUUAUUCUAAUAACAUGACAUGCAAGGGUGGAACUUGAGCUAGCAUAAAUGCUGACUUUUGUUGUCAAUGUGUGGGGUUUAUUUUUUUCAGUCAUAUGGCAAUAGAAUACGUUGAUGACCGAUUCAUUUUUUGCAGCAGUGCUGGUUCUGGAAGUUUCCUUCAUAUUUCCCAUAGGGGUUUUUAUGUUGUAAGCCUUGUAACCAAACCAAACAGCUAUGAGGUGAAUCACAAUUACACUUACAAAUUUUGAUAAAAUUUUAAUUAACAAUUUGUUCUAAUAACUAGUAACGUACAGGUUAUUAAGAUUAUGUUGAUUAUUACUUAAGUACGUAUUCUUAAUAAUCUUAUUUUACAUCCCUAAUCCUACUUAAUUUCUACCUUUAUAACUAUUAAUAAGGAGCAAAUUAGGGGUUUAGGGUGAAAGUCAUAGUCAAUGGUUUAUUAAUAGUGAGAUUUGUAUACAGUAUGCGACUUGAAUUUAUAUUUAAAGCAAAGAAAUAUAAUAAUCAGAUAAAAAAGGAUAAAGACUCAUGAAGGCUUCAAUGAAGGAAAGAACUACAGUCCAAUGAAGCAUUUUGAAUUAAUGAAUUAAAGUUGUUGUUUUUGUAUAGAAAUGUUAUAUUUCUACUUUAUUGUAAAAUAAAUGCAUUUAAAUAUACUGGUAGAGUUAGCGAAACUGAAUUUUUGAAUGCUGUUUCAUGUGGGAGUGGGUGGAGCUAAAGAUCGCUUGGCAAACUUGCAACUCUGAUUGGUUGAAUUUCUGUACAGCAUCAUGUUAUUGUAGUUUUAUUCUGUAAAAAUCUGCUAUUAAGCACAAUUGGUUAUUUUUAUUGAAUAUAGAGGCUCAAUUAUUAACAUCAGAGUUCAGAAUUGGUCUGGCUUUUAAGGUUUAUCAGGCGUUAUUUUAAAAAUAUAACAAACAAAAAUGACCAUAUGGGGAAAAUGAAUGGAGUUUUUAAUUCAGGAACCCGGCUGUUGCGCUUUAUUGUGAGUCUCAAACCACCAUGUGCCUCGGCGUGUUCCUAAAUGAAGUGCUCUAACAUACCUGAUCUUUUUUAAAGCUAAUUCGUUUAAAUAUCUAAUGUUUCAUUUCUUUCUGAGAGCCCACCAUUCAAACCCAAAGUAGUGCUUUAAGAUUCUUUUGGAUGAAUUGAAAGGCAUGGUCCUCGAUUUCAUGCACUUGAGUUGUUUGUUGGACCAUAACACUGUAAUUGGGUUUUGAUGGAGGACUGUUACACUUAUUACCAAUAUGAACACCAAUUGAUUUUAUUACAUUAAGCUCAAUAGUGUGUUUCUAUGCCUUUUACUGUAUAUGUCUGUAUAUAAUGGUAUUCGCAUUAUUUUUUACUUGAUUUUGAAAAUGUCACUGACUUGGCAGAGGCUUGAGUGUGACCUGUCAUACAUGAAUAACAGCCAUAACUUCAUUAAAAAGUUUGUUUUUCUUCACAAA
Messenger RNA from Danio aesculapii, 2802 nucleotides. RefSeq names its product regulator of calcineurin 1a (gene rcan1a). The record is from RefSeq and is a predicted model, not a curated record. The transcript is spliced from 4 exons. Bases 352 to 948 code for a protein of 198 amino acids. Gene Ontology annotation, molecular function: nucleic acid binding; calcium-dependent protein serine/threonine phosphatase regulator activity. Gene Ontology annotation, cellular component: cytoplasm; nucleus. NCBI's taxonomy places the organism in Eukaryota, Metazoa, Chordata, Actinopteri, Cypriniformes, Danionidae. Gene Ontology annotation, biological process: calcium-mediated signaling.